Messenger RNA from Neoarius graeffei (lesser salmon catfish), 5911 nucleotides. RefSeq names its product Kruppel like factor 10 (gene klf10). The transcript is spliced from 3 exons. The record is from RefSeq and is a predicted model, not a curated record. Gene Ontology annotation, molecular function: DNA-binding transcription factor activity, RNA polymerase II-specific; RNA polymerase II cis-regulatory region sequence-specific DNA binding. Lineage: Eukaryota; Metazoa; Chordata; Actinopteri; Siluriformes; Ariidae. Bases 131 to 1033 code for a protein of 300 amino acids. Gene Ontology annotation, biological process: regulation of transcription by RNA polymerase II.
ACUAAAUGAGUCUGAUUUAACAGACCAGCUACAUAAAUCAGUAUUUAUUUAACAUGUAAAAUAUCAGAUAUAUAUUUGGACUCCUAUCUGAAAGCUCUAUAAAUAAAUUAGAGCUUCAGAGUUUACCGUUAUGGCGACACUGAGGGAACUUCGUGUCUCAUCUCUGUUAAAUCAGCCCCUUCAGUGCCUGACGCCGCCACACAGCCCUCUAUCUGCAGAACCGAUUCAGACUGAAGCGGCUCGGUUCCAGGCUAUCAGUGUAAUUCGUCACACAUCUGAUCCGCUACCUCAUCCUUCUUCAGAGACGUUCAGCCCCAAACCCUACCCCACGAGCACUGUCUGGAACUCCUGUAGUGGCGCAAACGACAGGGAUUCUGACACAAAACAACAACUGAACUCCAGUUGCUUCAGUGCAGCCUCCAAAAUCCCUCCUGGCUUUGUCAGGAUGCUCCCGGCUUGUCCCACCACUGGAACAUCUGUAACCAUGCUCCAGAUGCUUCCAUGUAUAGUGAUCAGCAUGUCCACCGUUAACUCCCCAAUUUUCAUGGCCUCUCAUGUUCCCACCAUGGUAUUGGUGCUUCCAAAGUCACAUACACAGCCUCUGGUGGUCACGACUGCAGGUUCAAAAGUCACAGCCAUCAACCCCGUAGUGACAAACCCACCACGACUACGUUGCCACAUCUGCACCCAUGCAGACUGCGGCAAAACGUACCUGAAAAGCUCCCACCUGAAAGCACACCUGCGCACGCACACAGGUGAGAAGCCAUUUAGAUGUCAGUGGGAGGGCUGCGAAUGGCGAUUCUCCCGCUCAGAUGAACUCUCCCGCCACCGACGCAUUCACACAGGGGAGAAACGCUUCACCUGUCCCAUAUGCCACCUUCGUUUUACUCGCAGUGACCACCUGGCCAAACACAAGCGGCGCCAUUAUAUAGCCAAGAGAGCUCCAGGCUGGCAGGCACAACUGAGACGGAUUGGUGGCUUGACCGCAGGAGCUCGAGCUCUCCUGCCCAUCACAAUCAAGCCACGGGUCUGAAGGAAUGAGUCGAAGAAAGAGCGAGCACUGGUUGUCGCAAAAGGUUCUUCUCUUGGUGUUCAAUAAUUCAUUUUAUGUCCCUCAUCAAAAAAAAAAAAGUUCCUAUGCAGGGAUUGGCCAAGGAUGGCUCAUGUGACAAAAUGGUUCCACCAUUGAUUAAAGGUAGACCGCCUUUCAGAUUUUUCAAGUGUAGGUCAUAAAUUUUCCCCGACACCAAAUUAUUUUUGUUUGGUGGACCGAAAGCUACUGAAUUCGAAUCACAGACUUGCAAUUUUAUUAGUUUUUCCUUUUUCAAAAUAGAACAAUUAAUGAAUUUAAAGCCACGUGUCCCUAAAUUCUCCGCUAUUUUUUCCUGCUUCACCAUGAUCCAAUACAAGAUACUAACUAUGUCACGAAUCACGUGGUGGGCUUUCCCUGUUUGCGCAAGGCAUUGUGGGAUACAAAUUUGAAACAGGAGAGAAAAACGGAGGAUGUGAGCGUGUGAAUGAAAUGUGAAAGCCCGACUACAGUAACGGAAAACAAGACGUUAUGCUACAUGUGAAGGAAAGGAACCACAGGACCAAACUAAAAUAUCGGCGCUCAGCGAGCACCUCGGUGUGAUCAGCUGUUCGUUUAGCAACAGAAUGAUGGAACUGUCAGUCCACCGUCAAAGGUAAACCUGUAGAUGGUAGUAAUGCAACACUGUGGAUGCCAGCUGCCAUAAAACCCCAAAGAAGAAAAAGGUGGUAAACCUGCGCAUGCGCAGACAGACUUCCUCUGUCUGCUCGACUGCGCAAAGCGAGCGAUUUCAUGCACAUUUGCAAGGAACCCCCUCAAAUUAUUUAAUUUCCCAGCCACAGAAUGUUUUUUGAGAUAUUACAGAAUUAAAACAAUCACAUUGACCAUUUCAGAGGGAACUAAAUUUCACAGAUUUUAUGAAAAAUCAAAAGGCCAUAUAGCUUUAAGCAAUGUAUCUCAUGAUACCAAAAAUAAUAAAAUAAAAGGAUAUGGUACGAGUCAGUCAGUCAUGACGUAUUGUGGAUACAUCAUGAACUGAUGUCACAAUUUUGAACUACAGUGGUAUGCAAUAAAGUUUGGGCACCCCUGGUCAAAAUUGCUGUUACUGUGAACAGUUGAGCAAGUUGAAGAUGAAAUGAUCUCCAAAAAGCAUAAAGUUAAAGACGACUCAUUCCCUUUAUAUUUUAAGCAAAAACAAUUUAUUUUCAUCUUUUACAUUUCCAAAAUGACAAAAGGAAAAGGGCCCGAAGCAAAAGUUUGGGCACCCUGCAUGGUUAGUACCCAGUAACACCCCCUUUGGCAAGUAUCACAGUUUGUAAACACUUUUUGUAGCCAGAUAAUAAUCUUUCAGUUCUUAUCUGGGGGAUUUUCACACAUUCGUCCUUGCAAAAGGCUUCCAGUUCUACAAGUUUCUUGGGCUGUCUUGCAUGCACUGCUCUUUUGAGAUCUAUCCACAGAUUUUCAAUGAUGUUUAGGUCAGGGGACUGUGAGGGCCAGGGCAAAACCUUCAGCUUGGGCCUCUUGAGGUAUUCCAUUGUAGAUUUUGAGGUGUGUUUUGGAUCAUCAUCUUAUUGUAGGACCCAUCCUCUUUUUAACUUCAACUUUUUUACAGAUAGUGUGAUGUUUGCUUCCAGAAUUUGCUGGUAUUUAUUCGAAUCCAUGCUUCCCUCGACCAGUGAAAUGUGCCCUGCGCCACUGGCUGCAACACAACCCCAAAGCAUGAUCGAUCCACACCCAUGCUUCAGAGUUGGGCAGGUGUUCUUUUCCUGGAAUUUGGCACCCUUUUUUCUCCAAACAUACCUUUGCACAUUGUGGCCAAAAAGUUCUAUUUUGAUUUCAUCAGUCCACAGGACUUGUUUCCAAAAUGCAUCAGGCUUAUUUAGAUGUUAAUUUGCAAACUUCAGACGCUGAAUUUUGUGGCUCGGACGCAGGAAAGGUUUUCUUCUGAUGACUCUCUCAUGAAGGUCAUAUUUGUUCAGGUGUCGCUGCAUAGUAGAACAGUGCACCACCACUCCAGGGUCUGCUAAAUCUUUCUGAAGGUCUUUUGCAGUCAAACAGGGGUUUUUAUUUGCCUUUCUAGCAAUCCAACGCACGGUUCUUUCAGAAAGUUUUCAUCUUCCAGACCUCACCUUGAUCUCCACCGUUUCUGUUAACUGCCAUUUCUUAAUAACAUUAUGAUCUGAGGAAACAGCUACCUGAAAACACUUUGCUACGUUCUUGUAGCUUCUCCUGCUUUGUGAGCAUCAAUUAUUUUAUUAUUCAGAAUGCGAGAGAGUUGCUUAGAGGAGCCCAUGGCUGUUGAUUUUAGGGACAAGUUUGAGGAGUCAGAAAUUAUACAGCUUUGAAAUCUGCAUCAUCUGACCUUUCCUAACCAAGAAUUUGAACAAGCCACAGCUCAAUAAGCUAAAUAAGGUCUGGAACCUUGGUAAAAGUUACCUGAGAACUCAAAUGUAUUAGGGUGCCCAAACUUUCACAUGGUGUUCCUUUUCUUUUUUCACUCUUCAAUUGUACAAAAAAAAACAAAAAACAUCUUGCAUAAAAACGCUGAAAAGAAAUGACUCGUCUUUACCUUUAUGCCUUUUGGUGAUCAGUUCAUCUUCUGUUCACUUAACUAUUCACAGUAACAUAUUUUCAGUAAGGGUGCCCAAACUUUUGCAUGCCACUGUAUACAGUUGACUCGAGUGUGUGUGUGGAUCUAUGGAUCAUGGUCAGGUGUGGCGAGGCAGGCGGUAGCAUGGUAUAUUGCACACGUGCAGGUCAAAGGCCGCUCCAACAAACAUACGUGGCUGCCGCCAGAUUUAUUUCCAAUUCUUUGUAGUAAAACACUGUUUGAAAUUUUUUUUAAUGAGAGAUACAAGUGUAAUAUACCAUGCACGGAGAUGCACCGGUAAUUAUAGAUUCUCUGCAGUGACUGGCAUAGUGCUAUAAUGGUGUUCUGCCAGUCACCUCAAAGAAUCCAUCAUUUCAACCGAAGCCUCUGUGCAUGGUAUAUUAGAUUAUCAUAUAGUAUAUUACUCAGAAUCAGUCGUGUGCUGAUAAUCUUCCGAGCUCUACAUGCAAGGAAGGUGAAUUUUUGCUCAGCGUUUAUCAGCCCGUAACCAGAUUCUCUCUCACUCACGUGUCUUAGACUGUUCGAAUUUUUGAACCGCAUUCCUAGCUGUAAUUAGACUUUUAGUGUAAGGAAAUGAAACAUACACGCAAGCACGCUCAUUUACUGACAGUGUAUUGCCAAACAGACCAACAUGUUACAUCUUCCCGCUGAGGAAUCAAAUACAUCUUUCAUUCAGAAUGACAUUUUGUUGAAGUAAACUGGGAAGCUUGUCCAUCUGCAUGUGUCCCGACGUUACCAAGCAAACCAAACAGCACUUACAGAAACCAUACAGCACUUUCUUUAACACACCAAACAGCACAUAUAUAGUCAUCUACAUCCAAUCCAGAGCUUCCAGGCACGUGUCGAUGAUAAAAAUAGGAAAAGGUCUCGACAUGUAACACGCAUAAACUCGUCAUCUUGGACAAAGCAAUUCUCCUUAGCAUAGGACCCGUUCGACGUCGGUUCUUUUUGGACAAACGCUGAAGCCAUAUUACACGUCCGGCACAGUGUGAAGUUGUGUUUGAAAUGCUGUACAAUGAGAACAUGUUAAUUAGCACAAGAUCAUGAAAAUACUGUAAACUGCAAGAAGGGCCUGAAGUGAAAAGAUGACAACUUUCUCUAGGUCCAAGCAACACUUACCGGAUAGCUUGAACAUAAAAAAAAAGUGAACACUGGAGAUGGUGUACAUAUCGCACAAGUAAUAAAUAAACAAAAAACACUGAUUCUGUCCAGCAGAAACAGCAACAGUGAAUUAUCUCUCCUCGGAAAACCAUUUCCAUUCCUCUUGGUUCAAUGACCCCGUUGUAGGCUACAGAAGGGCAUUACAGUUCUCAAAGCUAGCUGUAAAUCGGUUCACUUAAAACACACACAACUGGACAGUGAAUAAAGCUACAAAUUUAAUUUAUUCCAGUUCCCCAGAAUAAAACGGUGUCAAUUUUGCAGUUUAAAGCAGCCAAAACAGACACCAAGCCCGUUUCCAUUUUUUUUUUCGCUCAUUACAUCGGAGAUCUAACCUUUACACGAAAAUAGCUGACUGAUUUUAAUUAAUUCAAUUUAAAAAUCGGCACAUGCCUGGAAGCUUCACAGAGAAAAACAGGACGAUAACGGGGAAUUCAUCAGCUUCGCCACUCUGCUAAAAUGAAGCCAUGCAAAUUUUAUUCAAUAUUGCAGUUCGAUUACGAUGAAAACUUUGCAGCGAGUCAUUUUCACAGUUUCAUAGCUCUCCUAACACUUCAUGGAUAGGAAGUGAGAAAAUUUCCGUUAGCCAUCGGUGUUCCGAUACUGCUUUUGAUGCACGCUUCUCCGACAACUGCAGCAUGAAGAGAGUGUAGAGCGAUGAUCUUGUCAAAGUCCAUGCGAAUUUGCAAUUCCUCCAAGAUGUUGGCUGAGCAAUCAGGAAACGAACGUGGCGGUAUUUAUCAUAUAGACACGAGUGUUUCACUGGGAAAUACGCCACUCGUGUUUUUCAUAUGAACCAACACCCCAGACACCGAGCAACAUUUUCCAAUAUUUUCACUAGUGAGGAUACUGAUGAAUUGUUUUGAUAAAUUUGGGUACUUUGUUCGUCAGCGUGUCUAUAUAAUAAAAAUUAAAAUCACACGUUGGCUUGAAGACAUGAAAUUUAUCUUCGUGUUGAAAAACUUUUUUUUUUGGCUCCAAGUGACAUAUUUUCCAACAUCGUCACUCAGGAUAUCGAUGACAUCACUUGCAACGUUUUCCUGCUGACUUAAAGUGGCAAACUGGUUCAAAAAUUUAUUCUUGAUCAACUUUUUGUGGAUGCGUCCAUAAUA